Messenger RNA from Nerophis ophidion (straightnose pipefish), 2107 nucleotides. It is a transcript of the gene pex26, whose product is annotated as peroxisomal biogenesis factor 26. Lineage: Eukaryota; Metazoa; Chordata; Actinopteri; Syngnathiformes; Syngnathidae. Gene Ontology annotation, molecular function: ATPase binding; protein-containing complex binding. Bases 196 to 1083 code for a protein of 295 amino acids. Gene Ontology annotation, cellular component: peroxisomal membrane; peroxisome. The record is from RefSeq and is a predicted model, not a curated record. Gene Ontology annotation, biological process: protein import into peroxisome matrix; protein import into peroxisome membrane. The transcript has 5 exons.
GCUAGACGUCACAACCUGGAAGUUUUGGAAAUCAACAUGGAGUCGAGGGUCAGGAAAUAAAACGUCCCGGCGUGUAAGGCAGCGCAUUUAGUCACUAUUUACUAAUAAACGAUGGAAGUUCGAAGCGAAAACUGAAUUAUAUAGCACAAGUGGAAGUUUUAUUUGAAUAAUUUUUAUUUUUAUUCUCGUAAAGUCAUGGACAGCCCUGCUGCAAGUGGUAGUUUUGCGCCCGUCUUUAACUCGGCGCUCUCUCCUUUUCAAAACAAAAUGUUCAACAUGUUGGAGAAAGCCACAGAACAACUAAUGUUACAUAAAGACUUCCAGGCUGCCUUUCAAACAUGCGACAGAGGCCUGGAGUGUCUUGUCGACCGGGGGAAAGAAGAGGACGCGAGGGGCGAUUUCAAGGCUGGCUUUUGUAUCGUGGGGAUCCAAGCUCUUGCUGAGCUGAAUCAGUGGCGUGGUGUCUUGUCCUGGGUCCUUCAACGUUAUCAGCAUCAGGAGGAAAUACCUGCUAAAAUCUUGCAGAUGUGCGUCCUUCUCUACUCCCAAGUGGGUGAGCCGGCUAUGAUGCAAGAGACCACACGAGCGUGGUUACACUGCCCGUCCAACCGCAGCGUCUCAGGCUUUGGCCCGGUGGCCGAGCUCUACCUCCUGCGUGUCCUUUUGCCUCUCGGAUGCACGGACCUGGCUCGAGAGUUUGUCGUCGGUGAGGUGGGAAGCGUCACGUUCACUGAAGAGCAAAAACGGACAGCGCUGGAAAUCAUAGAAGAAGAAAUUGAACGUCAGAAACAUGAGCCUGCUGUCAAUGUAGAUAGUAGUGGUUGUGACGUGCCCACGACAGAAGGUUCCUUUCUCCACAGACUGGAAGCCAUGUUGAGACUUUCCUACAGGAGAUUGAUGUCUGGCUCCUUCUCUUUCCAUAAACUUUUCUUGGCUGCUCUUCUUCUCUACAUGCUGUUUUUACGCUUGGAUCCAGCUCUUCCCUCAUCCUUCAUGUGGAUUUCCAAACUUCAUCAGCUGCUCAGAGAGUUGUGGAAAGCCACAGCGUCCUUGUAUUAUCAGCAGAGAGCUACAAAAGACUGACUUGCUGUUUCUUCUCGGGCAGUACGCGCCAACCUAAUUCUUUAACUUAUGAAAAGAAUAUUAAAAUGAAGAAUGGUAAUGCAAUAUCUGUAAUAUCAUCUUUUUAUCUGGACACUGUUCGGCUUUAAAUUCCAAGCCUUCCUUAAAAACAGCCAAUUUUUAUUUUCUCGUCGCAAAAACAACACAACUUCCAUUUCAAGCAAACUUGCCCUCCAGUUGCUUUAAAAGACCCUUAGCGUCCAGAUGACGUAAAAUUUCACUAAAAAGUUCUAAUCAUGUAUUUUUUGCUCUUGAAAAUGAAUCCGUCCAUCCAUCCAUCCAUUUUCUACCGCUUAUUCCCUUUGGGGUCUCAGGGGCGCUGGUGCCUAUCUCAGCUACAAUCGGGCGGAAGGCGGUGUACACCCUGGACAAGUCGCCACCUCAUCGCAGUUGAAAAUGAAUCUCCCAGUCAUUUCUCAUAAUAUCACUUUGUUGUUAAUUAAAGUAUAGCUAACUAACUGUUCUUGGAACGCCCCCUUUUCAUUGCCAGACUUGAUAUGCCGCCCCCUCUCGGUGGGACAUCAUCUGCAGAACUAAAGCCCAUUUUUACUACAGAGACAAUGUGGUUAAAGGCAUGUGAAAUUAUUCUUUUGAUCACUUUUUUGCAUCUUUUUGUGGCUCCGUUCCAUAAUUACAUCAAAACUGAUACGGUUAACAUUAUGGGGAAACAUAUGACUUUCCUUCCUACUCUUCUUUAGACACCAUAGCCUGUGUUUCCUCAUGCUCUUUCAGCAUUUCCUCAAACAGCAAAGGACGCAAAAUAAAAUACUAGCGGCAUGCCGUAUUUUUCUUAAAUUUUUUAGGUCUGCGCUUCGAUCUCUGUUUUUCCGCAGGUUCCGACUCAGUCUUUCUUCCCUGGAGGAUGCUCCUGAUUUUCAUGAUGUUAUUUAGCUUGAGAAUUAUAUUUUUUUCCCAUCCAAAUUCCGACCAAAACCAUUCUUUGAAGUUCGAAUCAAUAAAAUGAUUGCUGCAAAUUACAAUUCUC